AUGUUGUUUUUCUAUCACAGUAGCUUUAUUUCCAUAAUAUUGCGACUGUCACGUGUAAUCUUUUUGUAAUUUGCGUUGUCACGUUUACCUUCAAAAAGCAAAUUAAUUACUUUACCGAUGACUUAUUUACUUUACUGAUUACAUGACAAGUUAUUUGAGUAAUUAGGCAGUUAUACACAUUUUGAGAGGGCAACAUUAUUUGCAAUUGUUUUACAUUCCAUUUGCUCGUGCUUGGUUGCACGUCGAUUUCUUGUGUCAGUCACGCGUUAAAAGCGACAUCUACUGGCGGAUAUUGAAUUCAAGGGCAAAAGGUUGGAGAUAUUUCAACACACUUGAAAAAUACCCAGCUAGAAAAAUAAAUUAAGUUCACUCGGGAGGAAAGGCUGCGGCAGCACUUUUACAGGACUUCCUGAAGUGGUUGUCAACCGGAUUAAAUUUAGACGCAUGUUGUUUGUGCUUCUGCCUCUCCCUUUGCUAUUUGCAGCAUUCGUCAGUAAUAACAAAACCAAUAGUUGGACUAGCAAAAUGUCUUGGCUCAGAAAUCAAGAACAUGGAAGUCAACAAUGCAGUGUUGGAUAUGCUCUUGUUUCCAUGGAGACGCCGCCUCACUACUGUCUUCGCAGCUGAUGUAUAGGAAAAUGAAAGUUGCCUUUUGUGGCAUUGUUACAUUAUUCUGCGAAUAGUGACUUUUUUUUCUCACAAUAUUACAACAUAGCAUUGCCUUUAUUUUGUAAAAUAAUGCAACGAUAUUCUUAUAAAGUUGCAACCCAUCGAAAUAUUCUCAUCAGUCUCUUGACAUCUUUUGCGGGAACAUUCGUAAUAAUACGUUGGCAUUUUUGUGACAUGUUUGUGCUGCAUCCAAUUGUGACUUCUUGUAUUAUACUUUUACCUGCUUUUUUUUUUUUGCUCGCAGCUCUGAUGCAACCUUUUUUUUUUUUGUCAGAUUAUGACGUAAUAUUGCCACUUUUUCUCCUCACAAUUUUGAACAUUAAUCACACAACAGUACCACUAUGCAGUAUACUGCUGACAUGCAGACUUUUGUUUCUUUAAAAAAAAAAAAAUCCUGAAGCUGGGGUGACACGAUCCAAUGAUUGCUGCCCCCUAUUGGCGCUAUUUAGACUGCAAAUGAUUGAUUGAUGGACAGCACCUGCCGGGCACUCAGACUUCCACUGACAUUCUGCCGAAUUAAACCCUGGCAGAAUUUGACCGACUUGGACAUCACAUUUUAUUUUUGAACAUGCUUAUGGCCCAAUGCACUUUACUUGUCGUCUUCCUUUUGAUCGCCUGUUGCCAUGGCACACAUGAAAAUGCAUCAGGUGGCGUUGGAGAUGAAGAGGUUGAAGCAAAAGGUAGAACACCCGCUUUGAACUCCACCAACAAUAUGACACGUUUCACCUGUGGAAUCAUGGCAAAUUUGGCCGCCGUGCUGCUAUACGGAAGCACCUUUGUUCCGGUUAAACGCAUCGAGUCGGGAGAUGGAAUGUUUUUCCAGUGGGUGUACUGUGCAGGCAUCUGGUUGGUGGCCAUGAUCGGAGAUGUGAUGCUCCGCUCUCCCAAAUUUCAUCCUUUGGCAAUGCUCGGGGGUGUCAUCUGGGCCACAGGCUGCGUGAUGGUUGUCACGAUCGUCAAAGCCAUCGGGCUCAGUCUGGGGGUUUUAAUCUGGGGCUCCUCCAGUUUGCUGAUUGGCUGGGCCACUUCAAGGUUCGGGUGGUUCGGGAUUACUCCCGAGGAUGUUUUGCGUCCGGUGUUGAAUUACUGCGGCGCUGGAUUGUGUCUGCUCAGUGGCAUGAUAUUUUUCUUUGUGAAAACCGACGUGCAGCAUCAUCCUGAUCCCGAAAUUGUCCCGUUACUCAUCGACAGGCGAACCAACUCCGGCUCCUACAGCCCGACUUCAUCCAUGUUCUGGAUUGACUUUGUCGGAGUCAGACGCAGACGCUUCAUAGGCUACCUGUUGGCCGUGUUGUCUGGCAUCUUCUUCGGCUCCUCCUUCACGCCAAUGCUCUACAUCAAGAGUCAUUCGUCAUGCCCUGACAGCAUGUUCCACGGAGCCAGCGUUUACGACCUGGAUUAUGUCUUCGCAGAAUGUUGUGGGAUAUUUGUGGCCAGCACAGUGUACUUGGCCAUCUAUUGUGUUGUCAUGAAGAGCAGGCCAAGGAUCUACUCCAGGAUCAUUCUACCAGGCCUGUUGUCGGGGUCAAUGUGGGUGCUGGCUACGUACUGCUGGACUUUGGCCAACAACUACUUGAGUGUCGUGGUCACCGUUCCCAUUGUGACAGCAGGAAACGGGCUUGUUGCAGCACUCUGGGGAAGUCUGCUGUUCAGGGAGAUUAAGGGGUUAAUGAACUGCUUAAUAUUCUGCCUGGCAUCCUGCGUGGUGUUGACGGGCUCCUUGUUGACAGCCAUCUCCAAUUUGUAA
Messenger RNA from Syngnathus typhle (broad-nosed pipefish), 2416 nucleotides. Its product is annotated as transmembrane protein 144-like. Gene Ontology annotation, biological process: carbohydrate transmembrane transport. Bases 1238 to 2416 code for a protein of 392 amino acids. The transcript has 12 exons. The record is from RefSeq and is a predicted model, not a curated record. Lineage: Eukaryota; Metazoa; Chordata; Actinopteri; Syngnathiformes; Syngnathidae. Gene Ontology annotation, molecular function: carbohydrate transmembrane transporter activity. Gene Ontology annotation, cellular component: membrane.